This is a messenger RNA of Micropterus dolomieu (smallmouth bass), 2240 nucleotides long. RefSeq names its product solute carrier family 6 member 1a (gene slc6a1a). Gene Ontology annotation, biological process: neurotransmitter transport; sodium ion transmembrane transport. Gene Ontology annotation, molecular function: gamma-aminobutyric acid:sodium:chloride symporter activity. The record is from RefSeq and is a predicted model, not a curated record. Bases 1 to 2130 code for a protein of 709 amino acids. The transcript is spliced from 14 exons. Lineage: Eukaryota; Metazoa; Chordata; Actinopteri; Centrarchiformes; Centrarchidae. Gene Ontology annotation, cellular component: plasma membrane; axon; cell surface.
AUGGCGACGAACGGCACCAAAACGGAUGGACAAGUCACAGAACUGAACGAGGUGGCCACUAAUAACGACAAACCCAAGUCACUGGACGUGAAACCCGAAAAGCAGAAAAAGGAAUUGCCUGCCAGGGAAACAUGGGGGGGCAAAUUUGAUUUUCUCCUGUCGUGUGUUGGUUAUGCAAUUGGACUGGGAAACGUAUGGAGAUUUCCCUAUCUCUGUGGAAAAAACGGUGGAGGAGCCUUCUUGAUUCCCUAUUUUUUGACCCUCAUAUUUGCUGGGGUCCCCUUGUUUCUACUGGAAUGCUCCCUUGGUCAAUACACCUCAAUUGGAGGGCUUGGUGUGUGGAAACUGGCUCCUAUGUUUAAAGGUGUGGGCCUUGCAGCAGCUGUCCUGUCCUUCUGGCUUAACAUUUACUACAUUGUAAUCAUUUCUUGGGCCAUUUACUACCUGUACAACUCCUUCACCACUGAACUUCCAUGGAGCACAUGUAACAAUCCAUGGAACACAGAGAGAUGUUAUACAAACCACUCUAUUGUAGAUACCACCAAUCUCACCAGUUCAGUGAUGGAGUUUUGGGAGCGCAACAUGCAUGAAAUGACCGAUGGCUUGGAAAAACCAGGCCAGAUUCGAGCGCCUCUGGCAAUAACACUGGCCAUCGCCUGGGUCCUUGUGUACUUUUGUAUCUGGAAAGGGGUUAGCUGGACAGGGAAGGUCGUUUACUUCUCCGCUACAUACCCAUACUUCAUGCUGUUAAUUCUCUUCAUCCGUGGCGUGACUCUACCUGGAGCUAGAGAGGGAAUUCUCUUCUAUAUCACUCCUGAAUUUGAAAAACUCAAAGAAUCUGAGGUAUGGCUGGAUGCAGCUACCCAGAUCUUUUUUUCUUACGGAUUGGGAUUGGGGUCACUUAUAGCUCUGGGCAGCUACAACCCUUUCAAUAACAAUGUUUACAGAGACUCUAUCAUUGUGUGCUGCAUCAACUCAUGUACCAGCAUGUUUGCUGGCUUUGUAAUCUUCUCUAUUGUUGGCUUCAUGGCACACGUGACAAAGAAAGACAUUGCCGACGUAGCAGCUUCAGGCCCUGGUUUAGCUUUUCUGGCCUACCCGGAGGCUGUAACCCAGUUGCCCGUGUCUCCUCUCUGGGCCAUUUUGUUCUUCUCCAUGCUGCUCAUGCUGGGGAUAGACAGCCAGUUCUGCACAGUUGAAGGCUUCAUCACUGCUCUGGUGGACGAGUUUCCCACAGUUCUUAGAGGUAGACGAGAGAUCUUCAUCGCAGUUGUCUGUCUGGUGUCCUAUGUGAUUGGACUUUCAAACAUCACACAGGGUGGAAUCUAUGUGUUCAAACUGUUUGACUACUACUCUGCCAGUGGAAUGUGUCUGCUGUUCUUGGUCUUCUUUGAAUGCAUCUCCAUAUCCUGGUGCUACGGUGUGAACAAGUUCUACGACAACAUUCAGGAGAUGAUUGGCUACAGGCCUUGUGUAUGGUGGAAGAUGUGCUGGGUCUUGUUCACCCCUCUCAUUGUCGGUGGGGUGUUUUUGUUCAGCGCCAUACAAAUGGUUCCUCUAAAAAUGGGAGACUAUGUGUUCCCGGGCUGGGGUCAGGGAGUGGGAUGGCUCAUGGCGUUGUCCUCUAUGGUACUCAUCCCAGGAUACAUGAUCUAUAUGUAUCUUGGACUCAAGGGCACUUACAAAGAGCGACUUCGGAUAAUGCUUCAACCCCCUGCAGUUGUCAGGCGACCCCAGGAGAAUGGACCCGAUCAGCAGGCAGAAACAAACGCUGCUACCCUAUCCAGCCCCACCAAUCCAGCCAGUCUCGCUAGUCCUGCCAACCCAGCUCCCGCAAACCCUUCCAGCCCCACCAACCCGGCUCCUAUCAACUCAACAAGCCCUGUGACCCCGGCUAACCCUGCUCCUCCACCAGCUAAUCCAGCCACCGCCACUAGCCCAGUGACCCCAGCAACUAGUCUCACCACCACCAUCACCACCACCACCACAGCCAGUCCGGCUAACCCCACCACCACAACUGUUAGCCCAAGCAGUCCACCACCCAACCCAGCUAGCCCAACGGAGCCCGUUAACCCCCCAAACCCAACAAGCCCCACCUCUAACCUGACCAAUGCCGAGGCCAAUGUGUAGACAACAAAGAAACCCUCAUGGAGCACGUAGACAAAAGAGAACAUUACAAAGGACUUCCAAGAUUUUAAUUGAUUCACCUACCUCCAGAGGCAAUAUGUGAUCAAAACAGA